CGCAAAUGGUGUAGUUUCCGCCAAAAGUUUCCGCCAAAACUUCUCAAAAGGCGCGCAAGUUUGUCGAACGCUGGUAAGGUGGUCCCUACCUGAACUUACUCUGCUCAGGUACCGGGAGAAGACCGACAAAAUAAUAAUGAAGGUGAAAUUUCAACGUCGUUCCUCUGGCAAGGACGCCAUGGCUUGCUCCUAUCAGAACCCAGCACUCAGCACAGAGGAUAUCGCCAUGGAACCUACAACAAAGACAGACCCAGAGAGCGGCAUUCACGACAAUGUAGACAGACUUAACUCAUCAUUUCCGAGCAGCGAUCCGCCAAGUUAUCACGAAGAGCACAUCGACGAUGAAGAAGAGGAGGAGGAGAACCAGAACAAAUGCAUGAAGGCUGUGUCAAUGGUCUCAGACGGCAUCAGUAAGGUUUUGGCGGAGCACGAAGUAGUUAUCAGGAAGACCGUCUACGUCAUCCUGUGCCUCGGGUACCUCGCCUUCCUCAUCGCUGCCUGCGUCAUCAACUUUUGCCGUGCAUUUGCGUUCCUCGUCAUCACUUUGGUGGUCCUGGUGUUUGUUGUGUACGGACUCAUCCGGGACCGCUGGGGGAAGGCUAUCUACAAGUCCUGUCUCAAACCUGCGGCUGGUUGCUUCGUGAAAGUCUGGAAGUAUGCCAAAUGGAUCGUGUACCUGGGCAUUCUGGUGGGCAUUGGACUUUUCCUGGGUUUGGAAACAGGAAAACAGCCUGAUCAACUUAUCUCUCUGGUCGGCUACCUCGGCAUCAUCCUCUGUCUCUUCAUCUUUUCCAAGAGUCCUGGAAAGGUGAAAUGGCGGCCAGUACUGUGGGGCCUGUCGCUUCAGUUCGUGCUGGGGCUGUUCGUGUUGCGCACAUCCGUUGGGUACGACGUGUUCAGGUUUCUAGGCGACAAAUUCCAGGGAUUCCUGGCAUUCACAGACGAUGGGAGGUCCUUUGUCUUCGGUUCAGGUCUAGUUGUAACAAGCAGCACUGCUAACCUGAGCGAGAUCACAUCGUUUGCAGACCUGAUUGUGACAGCGGCCUAUCUUUUGCACAACUUUGUAUUCAAGGCUCUCCCAAUCGUCAUCUCCUUCAGCGCGGCAAUGUCCGUGCUGUACUACGUGGGCUUAAUGCAGAUUGUCAUCCAGAAGAUCGCCUGGAUCAUGCAGUUCACCCUGGGCACGUCAGGGCCGGAGUCAAUCAGCGCAGCAGGAAUCAUUUUCGUUGGCAUGACGGAGGCUCCCCUGUUGGUCCGCCCCUUCCUCCCCACCAUGACCAAGUCGGAACUCCACGCGGUGAUGACCGGAGGGUUCGGCACCGUGGCCGGCAGCGUGCUGGGAGCCUUCAUCUCCUUCGGCAUCAACCCGUCCCACCUGCUGGCCUGCUCCGUCAUGGCGGCCCCCACCGCCCUGGCCAUCUCCAAGCUGGUCUAUCCGGAGACGGAGAGGAAGGGGUCGAAGAAGGCCGAACGUCUUCAAAUUGAAGUUUCACAGCAGAGGAACCUAUUUGAAGCAGCUGCCUCCGGCGCGUCCGUAGCCGUGACCCUGGUCAGUAACAUCGUGGGGAACCUGAUCGUCUUCAUCGCACUACUGGGGUUUCUCAACACCGUGCUGUCCUGGCUGGGAGUGAUGGCCGGUAUCCCCAACCUGACGUUUGAGACUAUCUGCUCGUACGUGUUCAUGCCGCUCGCCUACGCCAUGGGUGUUCCGUGGGAGGACUGCCCGAUAGUCGCCGAGCUGCUGGGCAAGAAGAUCUUCACCAACGAGUUCGUCGCCUACCUGGACCUGGCUGACAUAAUCGCCGCCAAGAAAAUAUCGGCUCGAUCAGAAGCCAUCGCGACCUACGCCCUGUGCGGGUUUGCGAACUUCAGCAGUAUCGGGAUCCAGCUGGGCGGGCUGGGGCCCAUUGCUCCCAACAGGAAGGGCGACCUGGCCGAUAUGGUACUCAGGGCCAUGAUCACGGGUGCCUUAGUCAGCGCCCUGAACGCCUGCUUGGCAGGACUCCUGUAUCAAGAGGCGACCAUUGCUGUCCUCCCGACAGCAGCAGUGAACACCACCAUGGGGUACUUGAACAUGACAACUCCUGCACCACCAGCCUGUGCCUAUGCUGGCACUCUUCUGGACUGUAUGUGUUAAACAUUCUCGAAGCUGUGCUGUUUUUUUUUUUAGCUCAGCUUAAACGAUUAAGUACUGCAUUCACACACGCAAACGACCAAAAAAGUUUUACCCUCUGACAUUGUAUACUACAUGUAUAAUGCAAUACAUGCACAGAACUACAGAAUUGAUGACAAGAAUGGCAACUUUAUUGUGAGGCCCAAAACUCUGUUUAAGACUUGAUUGUUUUUUUUGUGGUUGUUUGGCUUUCAUUCCUAACACUAAGCAGACUUUGUGAGAUAUACAUUGUGUCUUUCUUCCGGUUCAAGAAAUUGGUAGGUCGCGAAGAGACAAAGAUGUACGAAAAUGGAAAGAUGGUUUUCUAUAUCUGCUCACUUGACUCUUUAUACAUACAUUUAUGAACAUCCAGAACAUUUCAUUAUUAUCUUAAAUAAGACAGACUUUGGAAUCAUGAAAACUUACAUAUCAGAAAUAAACCAGUGAGACGAACUGUUGAUAGGUGCUUGCUUCAAAUCAAGAAUGAAAAACUGCAAAAUGUGUGAUUUUAUGUUGAUCAUCAUUGAAUACGUGUACAUGUUUAGAUCAUGCUAUAUGCUUUGCAUACAGCUCAUAAUAUAUGUAACAUUACGUACAUACAGCUGCAUUAGCAUAUUAUUAUUUGAAAAGAAGAUUUACAUUAGGUAUGUCUAUUGUACAGCCAUCAUAGUAUGUUGUUUGGUAUUAACAUUGGGUAAUCAAGUACUCUUUUAUCUGAGGAUGUG
Messenger RNA from Branchiostoma floridae (Florida lancelet), 2877 nucleotides. RefSeq names its product sodium/nucleoside cotransporter 1-like. Gene Ontology annotation, molecular function: nucleoside:sodium symporter activity. Gene Ontology annotation, cellular component: membrane. Gene Ontology annotation, biological process: nucleoside transmembrane transport. The transcript has 13 exons. The record is from RefSeq and is a predicted model, not a curated record. NCBI's taxonomy places the organism in Eukaryota, Metazoa, Chordata, Leptocardii, Amphioxiformes, Branchiostomatidae. Bases 137 to 2137 code for a protein of 666 amino acids.